GCAGCACGAUACAGUAAACUGCAAGUAUCCCAAUCCCAUGGAUAAAAAUGUCAUCUCUGUGAAAACCGUGGAGGAAAACAUUGAUAUAUCAACAGGGAUCAUUUACCGGAAGAGGAUUGCUGUCUGUCAAAAUGUGGUCCCAGAAAUUUUGCGGAAGGUGAACAUUUUAAAGAUACCUGAUAUCCAGUUAGAAGAGGAAUCAUGGCUCAAUCUUCAGGAAAGAAGCAUGGCGAUACAGAGUCACUGUCUUACCUGGACACAGUAUGCAUCUAUGAAGGAAGAGUCUGUUUUUCGGGAAAGUGUGGAAAAUCCAAAUUGGACAGAAUUCAUUCAAAGAGGCAGAAUUUCAAUCACUGGGGCUGGAUUUCUCAACUGUAUUUUAGAAACCUUUGCCAGUGCGUUUUUAAAACAGGGAGCUCAGAAGGAUUCUCUGGUGGAAUCUUAUCUCCUGCUGGAGGACCUUGGUGAUUGUGUCCACCGUUUCCAGGGCUUUAGGCAGCAGGCAGAGCCCCGGGAGGGAAUUAAAAUAAUGGAGAUGCUGCUAAAGGAACAGUGUGGUGCCCCCUUAGUGGAAUAAAGAAUCAUGUGGGAGCUGUGCUGUGCCUACAUUUUCUCAGGAAUAACUUCUUGGCCACAACUCGCCAGAGAUGCAGGCUUCUGGAAUCCACAUUUGACAAUGCCGUGUCGGCAGCUUGAAGAAAAGACCUUCCACCAGCCCAUUCAACCAUGCAGUGCCUGGGAGGCUGCUAAAACAGCACGACCUAUGGCCACGAGACUCCAAGCUGGAUUUUUAUCUCUUAAUGAUUUUACAAAUAAAAAGACAACCCCAUCUAUGCCUGCCCUUUCUCAGGUUUUCCUGAUGAUUGUGUGGUGAUGGUAUCAGAACUGCCAAGGACAUGUUUGCAGCCUGGGAGGCAGUGCUUGGGUCCAAUCGUUUAUUAUCAGCAUCACUGUUCAUCGGAUUGAUGACAGAAUUCUGGGAAUUGAAGGAACCUUGUACUUGAUGUGCAGGGUAUUUGCCAUACACGGACAUGUUAUUCCUGUGUUGAUCUUAAGCCAUAUUUAUAGGCAUAUUUUUGAUUCUCAGGCAUCAGGAGAACUCGAUUUCUAUUCAUAAGUAUUCAGGACAGCUUUUUUAAUAGAAUGUGCGCGCUGUAAUUUGCUUCUUUGCGAGAACACAGAAUGAAGAGAGGGAGGGUAGGAAGAAAUGCACAGUAUAGUCUUGACUGCUACUCACUUAUUUUGGGAUCUGAAGCAAACUAUGAUCCCCUCUCAUUGCCAUCAGGCUAAUGGGGACCAUCAUACACAGCUCUGUCUGCCACGGGGCUGCAAUGAUUAAACAAGGUAGCUUAGUGCAACAAGCACAGGUUUGCCAAUGCCAGGCAUUGCCACAUCUUAACUCAACAAUCAUGUACAUGACUUUCAAUCUUCUUGAAACUCAUGUGAAACAUUUGUCAAAUCGGAGGGUGCCACCAGCUUUGUGACGAGUACACUGCCUGGUGCAUAGAAGCUCAGUAUGUAGAAGCCAUUAGUACUAUUUGACAUCUUUUUGAAAACGUUCUUUUCAAAUGCAAUGUAAGGCAGAAUUACUGUUUGAAAAUUAGAUGACAGUAGUUUGCAUUUCUCACCAUUGGAAGCCAAAAUAUAAAUGCACACUGCCUAACAGAAAGCUUGAAGAGAGGCAGUAAUUUGGAACUCAUCUUCGUUAGAUAAAAAUUGGACCAUUACUGGGAAGUCUGGGAAAAUUGUUCUUUUUUUUAAUAUCUGAAAAAUUUUCCACUUAAUGCAUUGAUGAAUUUCAAAGCAAUUGUUCUUUUUCAUCAGAGCCUGCCAGCGUGACCCUCCUCUCAUUGUAUUCCAGCUAUUUGUGCUGCCCGAGUUUUGUUUAAGAUAAUUCCCCUUCAUGUCCUUACUGUUUUAUUCUUCAAUUGUGUUGGAGGGAAAAUUAAUGGCAGAAACUAGAAUACAGUUUGACCUUGGUUACCAGUUAGUAAAUGGCAGUUUGGGAUGCUUUUGGAAUAAAAACCCAAUUCCCAAAGAAAGAAAAAACAGAGGCAAUCAAUGUGAAUUAUAGUAGAGGUAAGAGGCAAGAAUUUGAAUUUGGUUUGACAUUGGACUCUACUUAACUCCUAUUCUCAAUAACUUUCUUGCUGUCAGGUAGGGUUCUCAACAUUGGCUUCCCCUUUGGGUUGCCCGGGGAGCUUUAAACAAUCCAGAUGGCCAGGCUGAACCCCAGACACACGAGGAAUCAGAAUUUCCAGGGGUGGGACCCAGGCAUUAAUAGUUUUAAAAGCUUUCUAGGCAAUGUGCAGUUAAAUUUUUGAGCAUUAAGGGAUGAAUCCUAGGUGAUUUGCAGACAUGAUCUAAAAUGGACAAUCAACACUUCGGAGAUAGAAAAUGAUUUUUAUUAGCAAGGCAAAGAGUGGAAUAUUUCGACCCACCCAUUGCCAUCGAGUGAUGCUGGCCGAGAGUGACCAAAUAGGACAGGGAGGAACAGCUCCUUAGGGUUUCCGACACUUAAAUGUUCUGGGGAACAGACAGCUUUAUCUCUCCUGAGGAAGGACUGUGAGUUUGAACUGCUGCCUUUUCACUUCACAGCCCAGUACUUGUCCCGCAGCACCAGCAAGACUCAUUCGAGCGAAGCACGGAGCUACUGGAUUUUAAUGCAUGGAAGUGGCCUGUGUGCAUGCUGACGGAGACCUGGCAGGAGACCUGCUGAGUGAUGUAGGCAAGUGGCCCCUGGACAGAACUGGAAGCCCACACUUGGUUAAAGGUGGACUGCUAUGCAUCACAGUGUGAUCACGGGGCUCAUCUUUCUAGUUUUUCCAAUUUUCAAUGUCUUAGGAGCAGACAGAAGUGACAAAAAAAGUAUGAAAGAAAUUCUCCAAUUUUUAUAUAGUGGCAAAGCAUUCAGAAUUCAAACAAACAAACAAAAAAGUAAAAGACUGUGCUGUCCAAACAAAACAUGUUUCCCAGCCAGGAGAUUCCAGCCUCUGCUUCAAAGAUGUUAAGGACCAGUCUGAACAUCCCGACCAACUUUUAAUAGAUUUGCAUUUUCCUGUUCCAGAUGUAAACUGCAUUCAGCAUCCAUCGCUUUAGGCUUUACAUACCUGGUUUAGAAAGUGUUUGCUUAAAAUUAAAGUAUGCUGGGGGUUAUUUUUGAUUAUAUGUUACAAUCCCUUUCUUAUGACAAUGUAUAUGGAAAUCCACAUUUAAUUUGAUUCUGUUGUCUAUGAGCUAGUGUGAGAAAUGCCCAAACUGGCACUAUAGGCUUAUUGGGCAUAGCAGGGACAGGGCUGGGAAAGGGUUAAUGCAGUCACAUGGCUCCUAAAAUCAAUAAUCUAUUCUGUGAAAUUGGAUGAUUUGUGAUGUGUUGUGUGACCACCACAUAGAGAUGCUUGGGUGCUUGUCACAAAGUAAUACCUGCUUGUUAUUAUGAACAAUUGUAUGUACUAGGAAUUUUUAACAUGACAGACUUUAUGGGGAUUGCAACCAUGGAUAUAUAGAGGGGUUUCAAAAAGCUUAUGGAAAAAUGCAUAUCGUUGCAUGAACUUUCUGCAGCCCCCUUGUCUGUGGUUGGAUGUUGCCUGAAUGGGUAUUAUGCGAUGAGGGACUAUACACAGCCCCAGCCAAUGUCUUCUUUCUUGAAGUGGGAGCUUGCAAUUUAGGAUGAAAAUUGACUGCAGUUGUUCUUUGAUUUGAGGGUACACAAGAAAUCCUAGGGGUGGAGAGAUUGUUAAAAUACAGAGUGCCAUAUCCCUCCUCCAGCCAUUGCAGUUCAUGACACUGAGUUGGGACUCAGGAAAUCUACAAUUUCUAGAAAGUUCUUCAGGAGUUUCCGAUGUGUCCUUCCACAGACUGCAUUUUGAGGCACCCUGUUGUCAUACUGGCUUCUCUGUCUGCUGCUGUUUAGGAAGCUUUCGCAGUCAUUUGGGUCCACUGAUCAUUACCGUUGAUCACUCAGGACCACAUAAAAUGUUCUUUUGCAGGAAGAGGCUGACUUAAGCCAUUCUAAUAUGAUUGAGGUGCUUUUACCCUGAAGAGCUUUUAUGGCUUCAUUCGUGCAUGAAUAAAAAAGGGGCUCUGUUCCUUUAUACACAUUAUGUUGUAUAUUUUAUCAGCAGUAUCUACCUAGUAGUACCCCGUUUAUGUGCCAUUGGGGUAGGGUGCCUUGUAGAAAUCACUCAAGGUUCUUCUUUAAAGUAGCACAUCGUUUUUUCACUUAUUUUCAACUUUGUGAUGGAAAUAUUUCUUGCUUUAGAAUAUGUUUUCUUGCUUUUGCAAACAGAACUCCCUAAAGAUAAUUUAACCUUUUCAGGGUCAUCUUUUAUGUUUUUAACUCUUUCAGGUUCUACUUAAGCGUGCUAAGUAGAACUGCACAGGGCCAGCACGCUUGCUAAAGCGGAGGGCAGUGAACGAGAGGAAGACCUUCAAUGCGAUGGAUGACUCAGUGGCUGCAGCAGCGGCUCCCACAUACCGCCCACUGUGAGCCUGGAGCGGGACCCAGCUGUGUUUGCCAGAUGACGCCUGACAACAACAACAACAACGCACCGGCCUUGCCGCGACUGGCUGCGAUCUGUGUAUUUCUUAGUGGUUAGAAUUGUUCUCUCGCUCUCUGUCUUGCUGUCAGUUACUUCCCUCUGCCUUCUCUGGGCCUACCUCGAGGAACUUCCUCCAUUUUGCUAUGGGGUUGAAAGGUCAGGUAAUGAUGUACUAUGUGCCAAGUAAUAGUAAACAGGAUCUGCAUAGGCUCUGAUAAACUUUUCCAAGAAUAAAAUGAGUGAACCUUGCUGUUUUGA
This is a messenger RNA of Echinops telfairi (small Madagascar hedgehog), 4799 nucleotides long. RefSeq names its product PRELI domain containing 2 (gene PRELID2). Lineage: Eukaryota; Metazoa; Chordata; Mammalia; Afrosoricida; Tenrecidae. The record is from RefSeq and is a predicted model, not a curated record. Gene Ontology annotation, biological process: phospholipid transport. Gene Ontology annotation, cellular component: mitochondrial intermembrane space. Gene Ontology annotation, molecular function: phosphatidic acid transfer activity. The transcript is spliced from 8 exons. The coding region runs from base 38 to 577 and encodes 179 amino acids.